Molecule: messenger RNA, 2500 nt
Organism: Heterotrigona itama
Lineage: Eukaryota; Metazoa; Arthropoda; Insecta; Hymenoptera; Apidae
Source: the annotation of a GenBank genome assembly
AUGAAAAGCGGCUCGGCCGUUAACAAAAUGGGAAUACUAGUGAAUCCUAUAAUGGAAAUAACUGAGAAUCUGACGCGGUGUAAAUCAAAAGCGAGCCUCCGUAUUCAAUCCAGGUAUAGAACACUCGAGGAGUUCACAAACAAGCUGCCCGAAUCCCGAGAACCGUCGCUUUUGCAAAUUUAUAAUUUGCCGCAGGAGAAUCCGAGCAUGUUCAAUUAAUAAAUUAACGAAGCAAGAAAAACUUCGGAUAGAUCACGAACCAUUAGUAGACUCAGUUUUGCUGCUUUAUAUUUAUACAAAGUUAAGAGAUUAUCGUUCAAAUUAUUAUGAAUCUUGAUAAAUUUAAAUCUAUGUAGUUUGGUGAUUUUUAAUUUUCACUGGUCGUUCAUAGAACACCGGUUGAUAUUUUCGAUAAAGUUUCGAUGCAAUUUCGAUGAAGAAUAUCUUCGGCAAGUGAAACGAAACGUCAGCUCGUCGCGAGUGAAGUUUAUUGUCGGCCAUUCGAUUCGUUUCAAGUGCGACGACGAUUAUUAAUGCCGCAUAAUAUCGCGUAAUAGAUGGUAUAACUCGCAUGGCAGUAAUCGAUAUUGUAUAACACAACAAUGCGUGACACUAUGCGGUAGUAAUGAAUGCCCUGUAAUACAUUGUGUCGGCGCCAUUGCAUAACACAUUGCUCCCGGCGAUUAACAAUUUGAUAUUCAUACGUUACGCCUACAUGCUCCGGGGGAAAUAUUUUCUAAAUAUUGUAUCGAGCCCACGACGAAAAAUACGAAGUUUAUUUGACGUUGAUGAAAGCAUAGUCCAUUGAUCUGACUAUGAGUGAAAGCAAUGUUUCGAAGUGGAGAAGGCUAUGAGUGGCAAAUUUUUAGUCAUCUGUCUACGUGUUUUACUUGAAAAUAACAACGACACACAGGGGAAAUAUAUUUUUGCUCGUAUGUAUACGAGUGAUCUAGGGACAAACUUUGCUAGAAUCAGCAAGUUAAAAUAAAUUGGGAAUUUUUUUUCUUUUUCCUCGAAAAUUUGAUGCUUGCCACUUACGAUGUUCUCUACAAGUUUAAAAUUUUAAAAUUGUUUGGCAAAGUUGUUCAAUUUUAAAGUUAAAGUUUAAAAGUAGAAAUAGAGAAUGUAACAGUUUGGAAAAUACUAUAUUAACAUAUAUAUAAAAUAUUAUAGACUAUAUUAACGUGUUGUAUGUGAUCAUAUAUUAUAUAUAUUAGAUCUAUCAUAUAUAUCGUAACAUGUAUAUAUAUCAUAUAUAAGAUAUCAUAGACUUGUAUAUCAUAUCAUGUAUAUAUAUCAUAUAUGAGAUAUAGACUUAUAUAUCAUAUCAUGUACAUAUAUCAUAUAUAAGAUAUUAUUUAUAGAUAUUAUAGAUCAUAUAUUUCACAUACAAGAUAUUAUAGACUAUAUUAACAUGAUGUAUGUGAUUACAUAUAUCUCAUAUCAUAUCAUAUAUCAUGUAUAUCAUAUCAUAUCAUAUGAUAUAUCAUAUCAUAUAUCAUGUAUAUAUAUAUCAUAUAUAAAAUAUUAUAGACAUAUAUCAUAUCAUGUAUAUAUAUCAUAUAUAAGAUAUAGACUAAUUUAUCAUAUCAUGUAUAUAUAUCAUAUAUAAGAUAUUAUAUAUAGAUAUUACAGAUCAUAUAUAUCAUAUAUAAGAUAUUAUAGACUAUAUUAACAUGAUAUAUGUGAUCAUAUAUAUCAUAUCAUAUCAUAUAUAACCUCCAAGGAAAAUUCCUUCAAUUUCUACUGGCCGAAUCUAACCAUUAAUUGAUAAUGGUAUUCGAAAGUGAUCGUUCUUAUGUUUGAAAAAUUAUUCAACAACUACGUAAUUAAAACGGCAGCAGAGAACGUAAUAGUGGAAACGUCACUGCGCUAUUUAAUCAAGAUAAAUUGAUACCUCUGUCAGACUGAAUCCUUCAUUAAUAUCUCUCCGCACAUUAGCUGCAACUGUAAUCAAUACACAGUUAUACGACAUUCACUCGGCGAGCUACUAUUUAGUUCUGGUGUAAGAUCGACCGAAACGGAAUAUCAACGUGAUACUGAAAGCCAACGGGGGGGACGGAAUUCAGAGAUGCCCCGUAUGUCAAAUUCAAACAGACGUUCAAAUGAGAACUGAAAAUUCACGAAGGAUUCAAACGGAAUGACAUUCGAGUGAGACGUGAAAAUUCACGAAGGAUUCAAAUCAUAUUGAAAUGGGAACUCAAAACUCACGAGAACUUCAGACAGAAGUGGCAUUCAAAUGGGAACUCAGAAAUUCACGAAAAAUUCAAACAGAAUGACGUUCAAAGGACCUAAGCAGAUAAGAGCUGUUGGAAGGGAAAUCGAUGGAGCCGAGCUGGUGGAAAGCAGCGCGAUAGCCGCGCGAUAUACCGAAUAUACGGGGCCAGGAUCAUUUAUCGAGCGGCGCGGUCUCGCCCCGAUAAGAGAGCAAGGAAUGCACUUAAUAGGGUUUCGCCGGAAUUCGAGGCAGGCCCCGGAGACUGAUGCCAGAACGGACGUU